UCCUGCACCCUGUGAAGCUUCUCUUGGAUUUUGAGCUCUUCCAUAUCGCGGGUGCAGCGAGCAUGGAUGGGAAUCGUCUUCUUGACCCAGGAUGACGCAGGGGUGACAGGAAGCAAGUGGUGAUCAAUGCUCCGACUUGGAGUCGAUAUUUGGUCGAAGCAAUGUAGAGGUGGCUCACGACAAGGUUCGCAAGAAGAUCGACGGGGCAUUGCAAUAGGCGUACGGUGUCGGGGAGCAUAGAAUGGCCUCGCUGCCUGGCGACUCUAGAACGAUGGAUCGACUUUCGGACGACGACGAUGAGGACCCCACCAGCGGGUCGGAGACCUACGAGGAGGGCGACCUCCUCAGCGCUGCAAUGGACGAUGACGUGACUGCCCAGCUCGCCGCUGCAGGUUGGCAAAUCAAACACGCUAAUGGCCCUGUCGGCGUCGCUGCGGCUGCCGCAAUUGUUUCGGCGAAAAAACGAAAACGUCCGCACAGCUUCGAGACCAAUCCCAGCAUCAGAAAGAGACAGCAGAACAGGCUUCUCAGGAAACUUCGACAAACGAUCGACGAGUUCGCGACGCGAGUCGGUCAGCAGGCGGUCGUGCUAGUGGCGACGCCUGGAAAGCCAAAUAGUAGUUACAAAGUGUUCGGGGCGAAGCCCCUGGAGGACGUUGUUAAGAACCUUCGGACGACGAUCAUGGACGAGCUGGAGAGCGCGUUGGCUCAGCAGGCGCCACCGCCGGUCCAGGACGACCCGUCUCUGUACGAAUUACCGCCCCUGAUCAUAGACGGCAUCCCGACCCCCGUCGAAAAAAUGACGCAGGCUCAACUCAGGGCGUUUAUACCUCUCAUGCUCAAGUACUCCACCGGCAGGGGCAAGCCCGGCUGGGGGAGAGACAGCACCAGACCGCCCUGGUGGCCCAAGGAGUUACCCUGGGCGAACGUCAGGAUGGACGCGAGGUCCGAGGACGAGAAGCAGAAGAUCUCCUGGACUCAUGCGCUGAGACAAAUAGUGAUAAAUUGCUACAAGUUCCACGGGAGGGAAGACCUUCUGCCCGCGUUCAGCGAGGAGGACGACAAGUCCAACGUACUGAUACAACAGUCCGCCCCUCAUUCGUCCUCGCAUCCCUCUCACUCGUCCGGCCAGGCUCAGGGUGGCCAGUCGACGCAACAGCAACAGACGAUGACGGCGCAGUAUCCAACGACUGUGUUGCAGACGAUAACGAAUCCUGACGGGACCGUGUCGAUAAUACAGGUCGACCCGAGCAAUCCUAUUAUCACGUUACCAGAUGGCACUACCGCCCAAGUCCAGGGCGUCGCCACCAUACACACGAGUCAAGGGGAGGUUCAAGCUUUGGCGGAAGUCGCGGGCAGCACUGAGGGCGCCAGCGUGGCCGUAGACUUGAACAGCGUGACCGAGGCGACCUUAGGUCAAGACGGUCAGAUUAUACUCACGGGAGAAGACGGACACGGGUAUCCGGUUUCCGUGUCCGGGGUGAUCACCGUCCCGGUGUCGGCCAGCAUGUACCAAACCAUGGUGGCGAACAUCCAGAGCGAUGGCACCAUGCAAGUCGUCACGCCCAUGGUCCAGGUGCCCAAGGUCGAGCCCGGAAACGGUGAGACCAGCAUCGAGGCCGUCACUAUUCAAGGCCACCCCAUGACCAUGAUCAACGCUGCUGGCGAGCACCAGGUCCUCCAGGUUAUCAGCCUCAAGGAUGCCAAUGUGCUCACCAAGGCCAUGCAGGCUGAAGUCGUCAAGGACGAGGACAGUCAGCAGCAGCAGACCGUCUCGAGUCCGGAGUAAGGAGGUCCUUAAUGUCGAACGAGGACCUGGGUUCUCUGGAGUCCUUGGACCCUUCCGGGUCCUGCCAGGACCCUGCCCAAGGCCGCAGGCCUGACUCGAUCUUGUCUCUUUCAAGGGUGCGCGCCCGUGCACCCAAAGACACCUCCGAUCGGCUAGACUCGGCGGUUCUGUCUUCGCGUCGUCGUGUGCUAGUUUCUUUCUUUUUUUUCCCCUUUCCUUUCUGACUGUCGUGACGAUUUAGGGAUGUUUUCUGUGUUUUCGUAACUGAGGAAAAGAGAGCGUGGUGGAGGAAGUAGGGAGACAAUGGUCCUCACUACGGGGCACUGGUCGCCCUCUUUUCGAGGGUUCUUCGAGUUUUUCUUCCUUCCUUAUAGAAGAAGUCGGCCAUGGCGAAAGCACCGGUGCGAGUCUUCCAUUGCUCGUGCUUGUACCUCGUUUUUAAGGUCGAAAGACUUCUUUCAGCCGUUUAAAUGAUACAGAUUAUUGAUGAAUCUUAAGGUGAUGCGAAAGUGGCGUUAGAGGUCUCGUUUGUGAAACUUUUCUCCGAAGUGGAUCUACCAGAAUCUUUGCAAAUCUUACAACGUGAACGUGGAGGCUAUAAGGGAGGUCCUCAACACCCGUAAAAU
Molecule: messenger RNA, 2415 nt
Organism: Orussus abietinus
Lineage: Eukaryota; Metazoa; Arthropoda; Insecta; Hymenoptera; Orussidae
Gene: ewg
Product: DNA-binding protein P3A2
Exons: 8
Coding region: 242-1789 (515 amino acids)
Biological process (GO): regulation of transcription by RNA polymerase II
Cellular component (GO): nucleus
Molecular function (GO): RNA polymerase II cis-regulatory region sequence-specific DNA binding; DNA-binding transcription factor activity, RNA polymerase II-specific
Source: RefSeq, a predicted model, not a curated record